Messenger RNA from Apodemus sylvaticus (European woodmouse), 195 nucleotides. RefSeq names its product zinc finger protein 431-like. The transcript is spliced from 3 exons. Lineage: Eukaryota; Metazoa; Chordata; Mammalia; Rodentia; Muridae. The coding region runs from base 1 to 195 and encodes 64 amino acids. Gene Ontology annotation, biological process: regulation of DNA-templated transcription. The record is from RefSeq and is a predicted model, not a curated record.
AUGGAUAUAUUGACCUAUGAUGAUGUGUGUGUAAACUUCACUCCGGAAGAGUGGACUUUACUGGAUCCUUCACAGAAGAGUCUCUACAGAGAUGUGAUGCUGGAGACCUACAGGAAUCUCACUGCUAUAGGCUACAGUUGGGAAGAUGACAAUAUCAAAGACUAUUUUCAAAGUUCUAGAAGACAUGGAAGGUAA